ACCCUUUUGCCCUAACACAAAACAAAUUCUCUUUCUCUCUCUUGUUCUUCUUCUUCUUCUUCUUCUUCUUCUUCCUCUUUUUCUCUGUUUGUACAAUUUUCUGAAAUUCUCAGAGGUGUUGCAGAAAGUUUUGUCUCGGAUCCCUAUAUACUCCUCUCUUUCUCUCUCUUCUUCUUCUUCAUUUCACUCCAUUAACGACAAACUGUCUCUUAUUCAUCAUCAAAUUCGAUCAAAAUUGAAUCCCAACAAUUUCCACUAUCGAUCUCACCUCGCGGCUUCUGUUCUUUCUAAUUACUGCUGUUUUUGUGUUAAUUUUACUCUACUGCGGGUUUUGUGGGGGUUUGAAAUGCAAGAAGCUGGGUUGGGAAUCAUGAAUGGUGGUGCGUCUAGCGGUGAUGUUUUGGUUUCCGGUGAGGGGGUUCAUAAUGCCCAACUCAAGGCGGAGAUUGCUACUCAUCCACUUUAUGAGCAGCUUCUUUCCGCUCAUGUUGCUUGUCUUCGUGUUGCUACGCCGAUUGAUAAGCUUCCGAUGAUCGAUGCUCAGCUUUCUCAAUCGCAUCAUGUUUUGCGCUCUUAUGCUUCCUCUCUUCAAAAUGCUCAUUCCUUGUCGCCUCAUGACCGCCAGGAACUCGAUAAUUUUCUGGCUCAGUAUAUGAUCGUUUUGUUCUCUUUCAAAGAUCAGCUUCAACAGCAUGUGAGAUUUCACGCAGUGGAGGCUGUUAUGGCCUGCCGUGAAAUUGAAAGUACUCUACAAGCUCUAACAGGAGUAAACCUUGAUGAAGGCACUGGUUUAACAAUGUCCGACAAUGACGACGAUGAUGUUCCAAUGGACUUCUCACUCGAUCAAUCUAGCACUGAUGCACACGACAUGAUGGGGUUCGGACCGCUGCUUCCGACCGAAUCCGAAAGGUCGUUAAUGGAGAGGGUUCGACAAGAACUAAAGAUUGAGCUGAAACAGGGUUUCAAGUCAAGAAUUGAAGAUGUGAGAGAGGAAAUAUUGAGAAAAAGAAGGGCAGGGAAGCUACCUGGGGAUACAACUACAGUUUUGAAGAACUGGUGGCAGCAACAUUCUAAGUGGCCUUACCCAACUGAAGACGACAAGUCGAUGCUGGUGGAGGAGACGGGUUUACAGCUGAAACAAAUAAACAAUUGGUUCAUCAACCAAAGGAAGAGAAACUGGCACAGCAACACUCAGUCAGUGACAUUCUUGAAGUCCAAGCGCAAGAGAUAAUAAAAACAACAACUUUCAUCAAAUUAUAUGAAAUAUUUUUAUAGCUUUGGGAAAAAGUUCCGACAAAAAGAGUGACAGAAACAUAGGAUUAAGAACAUUGUGACAGAGAUUGGAUUAACAUGUCUUUUGUUUAAGGUUGUAAAUUGUUCCUUUUUAACACAUCAAAUUCAAUGCAAAAGCAAAAAUAAGUGAAUAUUGA
Messenger RNA from Cucurbita moschata (crookneck pumpkin), 1430 nucleotides. Its product is annotated as homeobox protein knotted-1-like 7. The record is from RefSeq and is a predicted model, not a curated record. The transcript is spliced from 5 exons. Gene Ontology annotation, molecular function: DNA binding. The coding region runs from base 347 to 1231 and encodes 294 amino acids. NCBI's taxonomy places the organism in Eukaryota, Viridiplantae, Streptophyta, Magnoliopsida, Cucurbitales, Cucurbitaceae. Gene Ontology annotation, cellular component: nucleus. Gene Ontology annotation, biological process: regulation of DNA-templated transcription.